Messenger RNA from Procambarus clarkii (red swamp crayfish), 2073 nucleotides. The record is from RefSeq and is a predicted model, not a curated record. Lineage: Eukaryota; Metazoa; Arthropoda; Malacostraca; Decapoda; Cambaridae.
GGAGCAUGUGGGACUGUGGGAGACAUUGGUGAGGAGCAUGUGGGACUGUGGGAGACAUUGGUGAGGAGCAUGUGGGACUGUGGGAGACAUUGCACAUCUUGAUGAGGAAUGCUGUCCUCUGCACCAGUUUUGCUUCCUGCCCGCUACAGGACUACAUUAACACAUCUGAGCUAUGCUGGAAUCUCCUGCUGAUUGCUACAUUCUUCCACUAAGGGGUAGUGUUGCUGAUGGUCUGGUGUUAGGUGUGAGGAAGAAAAGUCAACAACAGACUCGUCCAGAACUAUGAAGUCAAAGGGAAGUUUGUCAAAGAAGAUUAACAAAGUGACCAAGAUGACGGCCAAAAACUUAAAACGGAAAAAAAAUAAACGCAAUAAAACUUCUUUAAGAGUAAAAGAAUUCAGCCUUGAUACGUGUGGGAGCAGUGUAGCAACUAUGACUGGAAAGCGGGCACAGAAAACUAAAAUAUCAAAACUACAUAAAAGUGAUGUGCUGGGCUAUGACAGUCUGGCAGAGAAAGAAAGAUCAUUGGCCACAGAUCUAUUUGGAGAGGAUGCAGAUUUACCAGAGAGUGUCUCCCAAGAAGCAUUGUUUCAGGAUGUUCCUCCAGCUUCUACAGCUGCCAGAGGCCGUGAUGAAAUAUCUCAAAUGAUUCCCGAUGACCCCUUUGAUGUUCAUCAACCAGUAGUGAAAGAUAGUAAAAAGCCAGCUUGGGUUGAUGAAGAUGAUGACACGAUAAGAGUUAAAGAUGUUGUGAGCAGUAUGACAAAAGUUCCAGGCAAGAGAGGUAUCAGAGAGGUCUCAAAUGAGAUAUACGAGAUGAAACUGAGAGAAAAAUUCAGUCAAGUUGUUGGUAAUACACCUGAAUGGGCUGUCCUUGACCGUAGCAGGAAAGGUGACUCGGAUGAUGAAGAUGAGAUGGCCCGUAGCACCGGAAAUUACUUAUCAGAAGCUUCUUCGGUCAACCUAAAUAAAAAAUGGCUAGAGUACAAGAAGGUUCACAGUGUGAACCAUGCGUCCCGGUCUGAGGGCACAGUGAUAAAGGCAGCGGAGUUUAACCCACACUUCCAGGUGGGGCUCGUUGCUGGCUUUUCAAACAAUGACUUAGGAGCUGCCACACUUUUUCAGGUUGAUGGUGUGCAUAAUUUCAAGAUUCAGUCAGUUAAGUUUCCAAAAUUUCCAAUCAAGUGUGCAAAGUUCAUGCAGGAUGGCAAAAAAUUUGUUCUUGGAUCCAAUAUGUAUGGCCAUUUCUAUGUUUAUGACAUGGAAGCAGCCAAAGAAAUUAAGAUACAUUGUAGCAAGAGAGAAGAUAGACAAUGCAUGAAGAAGUUUGUUGUGUCCCCUGAUGGAAAGCUGCUUGUAUUCCUAGGAAGUAAGGGACUGCUGCAUGUUUAUGAUACCACUGCUCUCUCCCAUGUUGAAACCCUGCAUGCUCCUCAGGAAAUUAAAGCAGCAGCUUUCAAUGAAAAUGGUUCUAAGAUGUAUACACAUGGAGAUGGGGGCGAUGUUUUGGUAUGGGACAUGGUUUCCCUUACUUGUGUUCAUAGGUUCUUCGACGAUGGCUGUAUAGAUGGCACAAGUAUUGCCGUGUCACCGAGCAACAUGUAUCUUGCAUGUGGAUCAUCAUCUGGAAUUGUCAACAUAUAUGACAUGGCCAGUGUCUCAAGCAAGACACCAUGUCCAGUUAAAAUCUUGGAUAAAUUAGUAACACCUGUUACUGCCCUUACCUUUAACUCUUCUUCUGAAAUUUUGGGAAUGGCUUCAAAUGCCAUGGACAGUGCUAUGAAACUGGUACACUUCCCAUCAAUGACAUACUUCAACAAUUUCCCUGGCGGACAGUAUUCUUUACGUAAAGUGCAAGUUCUUAACUUCUCUCCUAAAAGUGGCUUCUUAACUGCAGGGAAUAAUUUUGGAUCGGCUCUCUUGUACAGACUGCAGCACUUCUCCAGUUAUUAGGAAAUUGUUGUUUAUUGAAGAUAUAUCAUUGUCAUGAAUAAUAUAAAUAUGUAUGUAUAUGGGAUCCACUGGAUCAGAGAAGGGAAUAAAAGAGUAUUUCGAGAAAAACACUAAAUAUAA